AGGUGUACAUGAAAGUCACCUCAAACGCUGAGCUGAUCUUGACUCCUUGCUUAGCGUAGAAGGUCACAAACGAACAAAAUGAUCCGUUCGGCAUGUAAAAGAAUUGGACUUUCUGCUCUAAACGCAGUCAGCAAGCAAAUAAAAUCAGGAUGUCCUAGCGCUGCUGCAGCAGGUUUGAGACCAUACAGUGAGACCGGCCCCAGACCCCAUACAUCCUUGUACCCAGUGGUCAGUGAGGGAACCUGGCUGGAGAAAAACAACUAUGCCCAGUUUGAUGGGUGGGAGUUGAGACAGCUGAUAAAUUUUGUGGCUGCAGAUGAUGGUGUACCUGAGCCAGAAAUCAUCAUUGAAGUUCUGAAGGGCUGCAGGAACAAUAACGAUUACGCCCUCGCAACCCGUUUCUUGGAAGUAGUGAGGUUGAAGGGAGGUAACAAAAUGUCAGAAACAUGGCCCUACAUUAUGCAAGAGAUCGGACCAACCAUGCAGGAAUUAGGAAUUAGCACACUUAAAGAAAUGGGAUAUGAAGAGCCAGAGUUAUGGCUGGAAAAUGUAGAUGACAUGUAAAUCAGUUUGAAAAUCCUUUGACAAGUUAUGAAAGUGUUGGAUUUUGAAAAAAAGACAUUAUUUUACUUGAAGAACUUUUACCUGUUGUUUCAAGUGCAUACCCAAAUAAACACAUUGAAUUACGUGGUA
Magallana angulata is the source of this 693-nucleotide messenger RNA. RefSeq names its product cytochrome c oxidase subunit 5A, mitochondrial-like. Lineage: Eukaryota; Metazoa; Mollusca; Bivalvia; Ostreida; Ostreidae. Gene Ontology annotation, cellular component: mitochondrial inner membrane. The record is from RefSeq and is a predicted model, not a curated record. Gene Ontology annotation, biological process: mitochondrial electron transport, cytochrome c to oxygen. Bases 79 to 564 code for a protein of 161 amino acids. The transcript has 5 exons.